AUGGAACCUUUGGGGGCUUCAACAACGUCCAAUUCUCUCACUGGCCAUAUUACUUUAGAAACUUGUAAACCAUGCAGCUUAACUUGUACCUUGGCUUAUUCACCACAACAAAAACUUUAUGGCAGAAGAGUAAAUAACAACAAUUGGUGGGGCCACUUGAUAUACUCCUCAUCCAUACAUGAUCAUGAACAUCUACAUCCACUCAAAAACCUCAUCCAUAUUCCAAACUCUUAAUUUCUUCACACAUACCAUCCAACCAUACAACAAAAAGAUAAGAUUUUUAUCAACAAACAAAAACUCUUCACACACCCUUCAUUGUUGAAUUCUUGAACAACCAUAAUUAAACAAAACAAAACAAAAAAAAAAACAUGUCUUGCUCAAAUUUAACAAUGUUGGUGUCAUCAAAACCAUCACUUGAUUCAUCAUCACCACUUUCUUUUAGAUCAUUCAUUGCACCAGUUCAAAUUCCCAGUUCAAAUGCCAACAAUUCGAUAUCGAAACCGUCUUCUUCUUCGAUCCAUUGCAGCCUCCGUGAUCUUCGAACCCGUAUCGAUUCGGUUAAGAACACACAGAAGAUCACUGAAGCUAUGAAGCUUGUGGCAGCUGCUAAAGUUAGAAGAGCUCAAGAAGCUGUGGUGAAUGCAAGACCAUUUUCGGAGACUUUGGUUGAAGUGCUUUAUAGCAUCAAUGAACAACUUCAAACGGAAGAUGUUGAUGUCCCCUUGACCAAUGUUCGACCCGUCAAGAAGGUGGCGUUGGUGGUGGUCACCGGAGACCGUGGUCUCUGUGGCGGUUUCAACAACUUCAUCUUGAAAAAAGCCGAAGCAAGAAUCCGGGAGCUCAAGACGCUAGGUCUUGAUUAUGUUGUGAUCAGUGUAGGCAAAAAGGGUAAUUCUUACUUCCUUCGGCGACCCCAAAUUCCAGUGGACAAGUUUCUCGACGGAAGCAAUCUCCCAACCGCGAAAGAAGCUCAGGCGAUCGCAGACGAUGUGUUUUCGCUAUUUGUAAGCGAAGAAGUCGACAAAGUUGAACUUUUGUACACAAAGUUUGUGUCAUUAGUGAAAUCCGAUCCUGUGAUUCAUACACUACUUCCAUUAUCACCCAAAGGAGAAAUUUGUGACAUAAAUGGAAUAUGUGUUGAUGCUGCUGAAGAUGAGUUCUUUAGGCUGACCACAAAAGAGGGAAAGUUGACCGUCGAACGAGACGUUAUUAGGGCCGAAACAAUGGACUUUUCGCCAAUCUUGCAAUUCGAACAGGACCCGGUCCAGAUUCUUGAUGCAUUGUUGCCAUUAUAUUUGAACAGUCAAAUCUUGAGGGCUUUGCAGGAGUCGUUAGCAAGCGAGCUUGCGGCAAGAAUGACUGCUAUGGGGAAUGCGACAGAUAACGCGUCCGAGUUGAAGAAGAACUUGUCGCGGGUUUACAAUCGCCAGCGCCAAGCCAAGAUUACAGGCGAGAUUUUGGAGAUCGUUGCGGGUGCUGAUGCAUUGGCUUGAUCAUCAUGGGAAAAGUUGUGGAGGAUGUCAAUUUUUUUGUGGAAUUAUUUUGUAAUCUGUAAUGCUAAUACUUCCUCCAAACAAAUGAAAUUUGUGUAUUUGAAUAUAUAUGAAUAAGUUUUCAUGGUAA
Messenger RNA from Helianthus annuus (common sunflower), 1623 nucleotides. Its product is annotated as ATP synthase gamma chain, chloroplastic. Lineage: Eukaryota; Viridiplantae; Streptophyta; Magnoliopsida; Asterales; Asteraceae. The record is from RefSeq and is a predicted model, not a curated record. The transcript has 3 exons. Bases 369 to 1493 code for a protein of 374 amino acids. Gene Ontology annotation, molecular function: proton-transporting ATP synthase activity, rotational mechanism. Gene Ontology annotation, biological process: proton motive force-driven ATP synthesis. Gene Ontology annotation, cellular component: chloroplast thylakoid membrane.